Molecule: messenger RNA, 1312 nt
Organism: Lymnaea stagnalis (great pond snail)
Lineage: Eukaryota; Metazoa; Mollusca; Gastropoda; Lymnaeidae
Source: the annotation of a GenBank genome assembly
GAGACUCCGACCUACGUCACAGGUACAUCACGUGCACCAAAAAUCCAGGCCACGAACAGUUUAUACCCAUCAAGGAUCUGACACUGGACGACUUCCCUGGAGCCUUGAGAUACCAAAGUGUCCUUGAUUACGUCAUAGCGCUGAGCCAGCUGGUCGUCAGGUAUUGUCUUUUACGGUCUUAACUUAAUACUGCCCACGUGGCUGCUGCUGAUGCUGUUGAUGUUGUUGCUGCUGUUGAUCUUGUUGAUGCCGCUGAUGCUGUUGAUGCUGUUGUGGUAGAUGUGGUUGUUGUGUUACUGUCCUGAUUCAUUUUAAAAAAAUGUACCCGUUGGUUCUGUGGUUUCAAAUGUAAAACAUUUUUAAUGUUGCGGUUGUGUUGUCAUUUCAAAAACUAGGAUCCUAUCGCAUCUGUUUGUUGCUGUGCUAUUUUUUGUAUGCUGGUGAUUUCAUUUGGCGUUGUUGUGUGGACUGUCACUACAGGCAGAAGAGGACGAGUACUGAUGAAUGAGAAGAAUUUUAGUUUGUUGUUGUUUUUUUUUUAAUUAAAUUUCCGAGCCUCGUUUCCCCGCCCCCCCAAAGGUUAAAGGUGAAGGUCACAAGUUCAGACAGACCCAAAGAAGAUCCAUUCAGCAAGCUGGUAGGACGAGGCGUACUGCGAGGGGCGACCGGAAGUGUGUGUCAUCAAGUGGACUUGGACAACAUCCGUGUGCUCCCGUGUAAAGACGACUGCAUUUUAAGUGUAAGUGUUAAGCACUGCCAGGGUUUGGAAGAUUUGUAUCUGUAUGAUGAUCUUAAAACAGAUUGAAAAACAUCUUCCAAACCAUGAAAGUGCAAUUACGACGUUUAUAUAUCCAUUCCAGUUUUAGAAAGUUCGAGUGCUAGUGUUGCAGCGGCAAUACUAAAAUCCGACCAGGUGCUUCUUGGUAGAGAUCGCCCCAUUUGCCAGGUCAGUUGAGUGGACGGCCGGUGGGGGGGGGUGGAGCUGACUCAGUGGCGAAGAGUUUCGGGCGUGCAGCUUCGUGGUCCUAUAUUGACUGAGACCCCAGUGCCCUAAUCUUGACUUGAUCUCAUCUUUCUCCCCAGGGCAGCAACCACUCUGUCUACGGCUUCAUCCCUGUCCGCACCAACAGGCACGUCGUCCACGAUGCUAAGGAAGCCGAGAGCACCGAGGUGGAAUGCUUUUUCGACACGCCUGAUCGACUCGGCGUCGUCACGCUCAAAGGUCACGACGUCCAACGGGACACGGAGAACGGCGAGUGCGUCAUCGUCCGGUGCGUCACGCAUGACCUGGAUUUCAUCAAGAAGGUCCACC